GUAAGGAUGAAAAGGACCGAAAAUUCUGCACUGCUGUAACUCCGAGUGAGAGACCAAAUACAGCUGACAUCAGUGGUAGCAGUCAGGCAUGAUCAGAAAUGCAUAAAAUGCACCUUAAGAAAAUAUUCUAAAAACAUAUUUUGAGUGCAUGGGGUACAUAGGUGGGUCCGGUUUUGGGAUCGACGGACAUCGACACUGCACUGGAGGUAUUUUUUAAACUCAGGAUGCCACUGAGCUGCACUACUGAUGGGACCACCAGUGGUGGUAGCCGGGUGCUGCAACUGGCCAUUAGGGGUGAAUGGAUAACUCUGGAGCAAGUUCUGAAAGGCAUGGAAAAGGGGGACCCGGAGCUGAUCUCCGUCGCCGAGGAGGAAUCUGGCUUAACACCAUUAAUGAUGGCUGUACGUGAGAAUAGAAUAUCAGUUGUGGAGAGACUGUACGAACUGGGCCUCACGUUAACAGACAGGACUAAAGAUGGCCACACUGUGUUACAUAUUGCUGCUGCUCACUCCAAGGAUGAUAUUGUUCGGUUUCUCCUUUCAAAGAAGGCAGACCCUAACGCUACAGGAGGGCCAAAUGACCAGUUACCUCUGCAUUAUGCAGUGGCUCGUCCAGCUGCAGCUCUCGGUGUCAUCCAAACAUUACUGAAAGCCUCUCACAAGGAUGCAAGGUUGGCAAAGGACAAAGAUGGGUGCAUUCCUUUGUUUUUAGCAGUGGAAGCUGGAAAUAUCAUAGCCUGUAAAGAACUUCUAUCAGUCAAUACUGAAGCCCAGCUUGGAUCACAAAGAAAGGAAAAUGGGGACACAGUUUUGCAUGCCUGCUGCAGAAAAAAAGAUUUGGAGAUGAUGAAGCUGCUUAUCGAACAUGGGGCCAACUUUGAGCUUCAAAACGAUGAAGGACAAACACCACUACAUAUUGCAGCUUGGGAGGGAGAUGAACUUCUGCUAAAGUUCUUCUACCAGUGCAAAGCUAAUCCAAACAUUGUUGACAAGUUUGACAGAUCCCCGUUACAUAUUGCAGCGGAACGAGGUCAUACAAAUGUCGUUGAAAUCCUAACAGACAAAUUUAGAUCCAAUGUCCUUGCUAGAACCAAGGACGGAAGCACCUUAAUGCACAUUGCUUCUCAGUAUGGCCAUCCUGAAACGGCACUGGCUUUUCUGAAGAAAGGUGUACCUCUGCACAUGCCCAACAAGUCAGGAGCAGUGUGCUUACAUGCAGCUGCCAAGGGUGGUCAUACUGCUGUAGUAAAGGCUUUACUGCAGAAAGGAGCACAUGUAGAUGCCAAAACCAAGGACAACUACACAGCACUACACAUUUCUGUGCAGCACUGCAAGCCACUUGUUGUGCAGACUCUCUUGGGAUUUGGAGCACAACUUCAAUUAAAAGGAGGCAAGGCAGGUGAGACACCUCUGCACAUUGCAGCAAGGAUUGCAGAAGGAGAAAAGGUGGCAGAGAUGUUGUUAAAAAGUGGAGCAGAUGUCAACUUAGAGCAAGAGAAUGGGGAGACUGCCAUGCACAUUGCUGCUCGAUACGGUAACCUAAAAAUGAUUCAAAGCUUAAUUGAAGAGGGUGGAGACCUUACAAGGCAGUCAAAGGUGGGAGAGAACCCUCUGCAUAUUGCAGUCCGACACUGUCAUCUGCACUUGGUAGAAGAGAUCCUGACUUACCUAGCCAAUGAGAAGAAUCAUUCAGAAGCAGUGAUGUGUGUUAACCAAGAGAAUGAGGUAGGAGAGACACCUCUACACCUGGCUGCAGCAAUUAAAAAAGACAUGAUCCCUUCUGAUGAAGAAGACAUCAGGAUUAUUCGAAUUCUCAUGGACUAUGAUGCAGACAUCAAUGCAGCCAGUAGACUGACAUCUGAGACUCCUUUGCACUAUUGUGCCCGUGUUGGAAACAAAGAGGUUCUCCUUGAAAUCCUGAAGCAUAUUCCUGCCAACAGAAUGCAAUUGUCUAUCAACAAACAAGCAAAGAAUGGCUGGUCUCCACUCCUGGUAGCAGCAGAGCAGGGCCACACAGAAAUUAUUAAACUCCUCUUACAAAACCAUGCCCGAGUUGAUGUCUUUGAUGAGCAUGAUAAAGCAGCCCUGCACCUUGCUGCUGAGAAUGGCCAUGAUCAGAUAGCAGAUAUCCUCCUGUGGCAUAAGGCUUUUGUCAGUACAAAAAACAAACUUGGUCUGACACCCUUGCAUCUUGCUGCACAGAAUGGCUACAACCAACUGGUCAAGCUGCUGGUAGAGACGCACAUGGCCAGCAUUGAUGCCAUGUCCCUGACCAAGCAGACGCCAUUGCAUCUGGCAGCUUUAAAUGGCCAGCUAGAUGUCUGCAACAGCUUACUAAAGAUGAAGGCUGAUGCAAAUGCCACUGACAUUCAUGGCCAGACUCCAUUACAUCUGGCAGCUGAGAAUGACCACUCAGAGGUGGUGAAGUUAUUCUUGAAGCAGAAUCCUGAACUUGUAACUUCUGCAAACGUGGAGGGUUCUACAUGUGCACACAUUGCUGCCUCCAAAGGAAGUGUAGCUGUUAUUAAAGAGCUGCUGAAAUUUAAUAAAGUUGGAGUUACCAGUGCACGGAACAAGACCAAUGAUUCCACACCUCUUCACAUAGCUGCAUCUGGAGGUCAUGCUGCUGUUGUAAAGGUUUUGCUAGAGGCUGGAGCGUCUGCUUCAGAUGAAAAUGCUGAGGGCAUGACAGCUGUUCAUCUAGCAGCUAAAAGUGGACAUGUUUGUGUCUUAGAAGCACUGAAAUGUAGCAUAUCCUUCAAAAUAUUCAGCACUAAGACUGGAUUGACGGCUCUUCAUGUGGCAGCCCAUUUUGGCCAACUUGACUUUGUAAGAGAAAUGCUUACUAAGGUAUCAGCUACCAUAUGCAGUGAAGUGCAAAAAAGUGGCUGUGAGGGGCAGCAACUGAAGGAGCAAAGUUGUGAGUCAGGGUACACUCCUUUGCACUUAGCUGCUCAGUCUGGACAUGAAAGUUUGGUUCGACUAUUGUUGAAUUACCCAGGAGUGCAGGCUGACACACAAACUAAUAUACAGGGAUUCACCCCACUCCACCUUGCUGCCCAGAAUGGACACAUUGCUGUUGUUGGGCUUCUUCUGAGCAAAUCAACUGCACUACUGCAUCUUAAAGACAAGCGAGGGAGAACAUGCCUCCACCUAGCUGCUGCCAAUGGCCAUACUGAGAUGAUGAGAGCUCUGCUUAGUCAGGGAGCAGAGAUUAAUGUCACUGAUAAGAAUGGUUGGACUCCUCUUCAUUUUGCGGCAAAGUCUGGUUACUUAGAUACAGUCCGUUUCCUGGUGGAUAGUGGUGCUUCCCUAAAGAUUGAGUGUAAAAGUGGACGUAUAGCCAUACAGUAUGCUGCUGCAGAUAGCCAUCAUGACGUAGUGAGCUUUCUGCUUAAAAAGAACAUGAACAAGAGCACUCAGAAGCUGACAGAAGACAGAAAGUUUGUCUUUGACCUAAUGGUAUGUGGAAAGCUGAACAAUAACAAGGUAAUUGAAGAGCUUAUUCUUUAUUCUUCUGCACCUUUGGACACUGCAAUCAAAUUAUCCCGAGCAUUUAGUAUCACUGCCAUGAAAGAGAAGGAAAGAUUCAUGGACCUACAGAAUGCUUCAAGAUACUGUGAAAAUAUUGCUGUGGAACUGCUCACUGUUGUAUCUGGGAGUAAAAGUGCUGGCUAUCUUCUGCAAGCUGUAGACCACAGAGGCACCACUGUGCUAGAUGCUGCCAUUGAGUGUGAGCAGAAGGAUGUAAUAGCACAUCCAGCAGUGCAGACAUACUUAACUGAAGUCUGGUAUGGCAGUCUUAAGUGGGCACCUUGGAAAAUCGUUCUGCUGUUUUUCUCUUUCCUGUUCUUUCCACCAGUAUGGAUGCUAUUCUCCCUGCCACUAAGACACAACUUCAACAGAAUUCCAAUCAUGAAGUUCAUGAGUCACCUGGUUUCACACAUCUUCUUACUUCUACUCUUCAUCUUAACCAUUGUCUAUCCGCCGCUGAACCCCAUCUACAAGGAACAGCUGCUUCCAUUUUGGAAUGAAUGGCUGCUUUUGGCUUGGCUGUUGGGAAUGUUUGUGUCAGAACUCACACACCCUGGAGAAAGAGCUGGGCUUGCAUGGAUUAGGGUGUUUAUCUUGGGAUUUUCAAUGAUUGCUUUCUUUUGCCAUGUUAUUGCAUUUUUAUUUGAAAGAAGUGAUGCUCUACAUUGCCUUUUUGCUAGGAACAUAUUUCUGUCAGUGGCGAUGACACUCUGCUUUGCUCAGUUCUUGGAGUUCCUUACAUUUCAUCAUCUCUUUGGGCCAUGGGCUAUUAUUAUCAGAGACCUUAUGAAAGACCUGACUCGUUUUGCAGUGAUUCUUGCUUUAUUUCAUUUAGCAUUCACCAUGCACCUGUCUGCUGUGUACCAGCCAGUUUAUCCAGAAAAUAUGGUUGAUGAUUCCUCAUUAAGAAAUGAAUCUCUGCUUGCAGAAAAUGAGUCCAAUAUUCAAGAUCCAGUUAAGAUUACAGUUAUUUUGUUUUUCUCUUUAUUUGGACUUGUGGAACCUGAUAGCCUUCCACCACCUAACAGGACACCAUCUUUUACAUUUGUUAUUAUUCGUUUUGUGUUUGGAGUCUACCUGGUGGUAACUUUCAUUGUGUUGAUAAAUUUACUGAUUGCAAUGAUGAGUGACACUUACCAAAGGAUCCAGGCUAAGUCUGACACUGAGUGGAAGUUUGGGAGAGCUGUGCUGAUCAGAGACAUGACAAAGAAGUCUGGUACACCUUCUCCUUUCAACCUCUUCACCAACCUGAUAUUUUACAUCAAACUCUUAUGCAAGCACAGAGGUAAACUUUGCUCAGCAGAAGGACGAAAUCUCAUGACUGAAGAGGAAAAUCCUGAUGUUCUUUCUGAUACUCACUCUAUUGACCUUCUAGCACAUACCUCAAUGGGCUGGGUACAGUCCACAGCAAAGAAGCCUACACAGGUGUCACCAGAAGUGAAGCGUAGUGCAGCUUAUAUGAAUGACAAUUUGUGUGAAUGGCUAACUGAGCGACUUCUGGAUUGGUUGACAUCAGUGAAUGGCUUUUUGUGA
Messenger RNA from Protopterus annectens (West African lungfish), 5066 nucleotides. Its product is annotated as serine/threonine-protein phosphatase 6 regulatory ankyrin repeat subunit A-like. Gene Ontology annotation, molecular function: calcium channel activity; protein binding. NCBI's taxonomy places the organism in Eukaryota, Metazoa, Chordata, Ceratodontiformes, Protopteridae. The record is from RefSeq and is a predicted model, not a curated record. Bases 225 to 5066 code for a protein of 1613 amino acids. The transcript has 28 exons. Gene Ontology annotation, cellular component: glycosylphosphatidylinositol-N-acetylglucosaminyltransferase (GPI-GnT) complex; membrane. Gene Ontology annotation, biological process: calcium ion transmembrane transport; GPI anchor biosynthetic process.